GGUAUCGUCCUCUCCCCGGAAACCCUGGCGUCAACUAGGAUCCCGGUGUGAGAGAAGCGAGAAGAACUGAUUUGUAAGGCGGAUAGUGGUUCACAAAACAGAACAAGUUUAAAGAAAUCUCUACAGUAUCUGCCACACUGGAUAAGCUUAAUGUUUUCGAUUUGAAUGGACAAGGCAGCCAUAAGUACACAGCCCAGCUAAUGAAACCAAUUAAAGGCUCAGUGAUGCCAGUGAAGAAGAAACGAAAGCUCCCUGAAGCAGACAACAAUGAGCCCAAAUGCAAAAUUACCAGUUUCACCCGACCUCAGAUCCGUGGUGCCAGGCCGAUUUCUGACAAGCUGUUUUCUGGUAAGAAGUGCCUGGCCUGGUUUCACAUGUAUGCUGGCACUGACAAGGUGGUUGGUCCAGAGGCCAUGGAGAAGUUCUGUCAAGAUAUUGGUGUGGAACCAGAGAAUAUUAUCAUGUUAGUUUUAGCUUGGCAUCUAGAGGCAGCAAAUAUGGGGUUCUUCACAAAAGACGAGUGGCUCAGGGGAAUGACGUUAUUACAGUGUGACUGUACAGAGAGGUUACAGAGCAAAUUGGAUUACUUGCGCAAUGAGCUCAAUGACUCUGUUGUCUUCAAAAAUGUUUAUAGAUAUGCCUUUGAUUUUGCCAGGGAUAAGGACCAAAGGAGUUUGGAUAUGGACACAGCUAAAUCAAUGUUGGCUUUGCUGCUAGGGAGAACAUGGCCUCUUUUUCCAGUUUUCCAACAGUUCCUGGAGCAGUCCAAGUACAAGGGCAUGAACAAGGACCAGUGGUACAAUGUUCUGGAGUUCAGCAGGACCAUCAACACAGACCUCAGUAACUACGAUGAAGAUGGAGCGUGGCCAGUGCUGCUAGACGAGUUUGUGGAAUGGCAGAAAGCUUGGCCCACAUCAUAGCAGAGGACGUCACUCCACCAAAAAGGAGAAACCAGAAAAGAAAAAGAAUGCACAUGUGGGAGGAAUCCAUAUAUCCUCCCAGAAAGCAGAAACUGCAGUUAUAGAUCUUAUGAAAGCUGACAGACUUCAACAAUUCAUACACUCAAAUAUGGACUAUAGAAUCAUCCCUGGGGACUAUGGGUACAACAGCAUCCAAACAGAGAUCAUCUCUGUGCACCAUCAACCAACUUUGGUCGUAAAGGCCUUCCUCUGGCUGCAGACUUUUUGUAGAAUUCAUUCAGAGACGAGAAGAUGUGGGGAGACGUCGUCUAAGGAUACAAAGAAUGAAUCAAGAAAAUAGUUGUUGAAUUUGUGUUUUCUUGCUAAUUAUUUUUUCCCAUUUUGUGACUUAUUUGUAGAUGUUUUCAGAGAAAUAAAAAGGAAAUAAAGUAUA
Molecule: messenger RNA, 1353 nt
Organism: Cheilinus undulatus (humphead wrasse)
Lineage: Eukaryota; Metazoa; Chordata; Actinopteri; Labriformes; Labridae
Product: DCN1-like protein 5
Exons: 10
Coding region: 201-920 (239 amino acids)
Biological process (GO): positive regulation of ubiquitin-protein transferase activity; protein neddylation
Cellular component (GO): ubiquitin ligase complex
Molecular function (GO): cullin family protein binding; ubiquitin-like protein binding; ubiquitin conjugating enzyme binding
Source: RefSeq, a predicted model, not a curated record